AUGACUGCGAUCGUCACCUGCAAACUAUUAAUUCUCGUUUCCCUCUUCGGAACUGUCGCUGCAAGUGAGCCCUUUCCGUCCAUUUCGAUAUUGCUCAUUCGAAUUUAGCAUGGUCCAUGUCCGGAUAUGCGUGCAAUCAACCUCAAUUGUACUCGCAGUGCAACUGUCCGAGCUUCUGCGGAGGGUACAUGCAGCCACAAUACCAGCAGCCGUGCGGGUAUUCCUCCGGAUGCGGGGGCGGCGGAUAUGCUCCCCGAAGACGGCAUCGUCUCCGGAACAAACACAAGAAGCCACGCAGAAAGUUCCGAUUCGAUUCCGACGAAGAUGAAGAUGUCGACGUGCCGCCACCGAGAAAGUCGAAAGUGACGAGAGUGCAGAGUGAAGAGCAAGGAUUCAUUGAGGAGGAGUCAAAGGGGGCCGCCGGAAAAUCAGAGAGUUCCUGGGAAAACGAGGUAGGAAAGAAGCGUGUUCUUGAUGUAUAAAUGCCUUUUUUACAGGAUCUGUGGGAGAAGAAGUUUGUGACUGAAUCACCGAGAACCAACGUGGAAGAGAAACUGGAUUCGGAAGAGUUUCCGGAGAUCACAAGCGAGGAGAUAGAAGAGGCGAGAAGGGCGAGAACGAGCACGGUCGCCCCUGCACAGACAGGCUCUUCGGGACUCGGAGGGCUCGGGCUCGGCAACGGAGGCCUAUUCGGAAUAAGCAGUGGAGUGGGCGUCGGAGUGCCGGGAGUGGGUCCGAUCGGAGUGGGGUCCGGGCUCGGAAUUGGGAAGUAG
Molecule: messenger RNA, 773 nt
Organism: Caenorhabditis sp. 36 PRJEB53466
Lineage: Eukaryota; Metazoa; Nematoda; Chromadorea; Rhabditida; Rhabditidae
Source: the annotation of a GenBank genome assembly